Molecule: messenger RNA, 634 nt
Organism: Hevea brasiliensis (rubber tree)
Lineage: Eukaryota; Viridiplantae; Streptophyta; Magnoliopsida; Malpighiales; Euphorbiaceae
Product: NAC domain-containing protein 101-like
Exons: 3
Coding region: 71-586 (171 amino acids)
Biological process (GO): regulation of DNA-templated transcription
Molecular function (GO): DNA binding
Source: RefSeq, a predicted model, not a curated record
AAUUGGCACUUUCAAAUGCGUAGUUAUAUAUAGUAGCAAGCCUAUUUUGGAUUUUCAAUUGAGAUAUCAUAUGGAUGGCCAGAGUGAAAUUCUCACAGAACUCCCAGUUGGGUACAGAUUCUUGCCCACUGAUGAAGAAUUGGUUACUCAUUAUUUGAUGAACAAGGUGUUAUAUAAGCCUCUUCCUGCCCAUGUUGCUCAGGACAUUAAUGCCAGUCAAUUUUACAGCAAGCCUCCUAAUAACAUUGUGACUUUCUCAAGCGGAGAAAGGGAGUGGUAUUUUUUCAUUUAUUUAGAUGCAGAUUUUCUUGGAGAAAAUAAAGCAAUUAGAAAUGUGGGAGAUGGAAUAGGGUUUUGGAAAUCAAGCGGGCAAGAAAAACCCAUUUGCAACUCAGAUGGAAAUGUUUUUGCCCUCAGGUUUCAUUUUACCUACUUCUCAGGAACCCUUUCAAAUGCCAAGAAAACACAUUGGAAGAUGGAUGAAUACCGAUUGCCCACUCAAUGUGACACUGAUCACAACUUCAAGGGAGAGGGAUGGGUACUAGGAAGACUGAGAAGAGGAAUGGAGUACAAUAGUUGUUUCUAGUUUCACACAAAUAUUUCUCAUUUAUUUAUUCAUUUCUUAUAAUGCUAC